Bathycoccus prasinos is the source of this 1476-nucleotide messenger RNA. RefSeq lists its product with no specific name. The coding region runs from base 1 to 1476 and encodes 491 amino acids. The record is from RefSeq and is a predicted model, not a curated record. The transcript has a single exon. NCBI's taxonomy places the organism in Eukaryota, Viridiplantae, Chlorophyta, Mamiellophyceae, Mamiellales, Bathycoccaceae.
AUGUCCGCAGGUCAUGGACAAAAACAACUCGGGUACGCGAAAACGUUCGAGUUCGACGUCGUCGUGGUUUUUAUAAUUUUGGUGUUGAUACCAAUCUCCAUUUUUAUGAUGCAAUCGAAACGGAGUCAAACGAAAAGGAUUGGAAGUUUCGUCCUCUUAGGGGGCUCGUUUUUGUAUCUCGCCGUGUUUGAAGGGGUGGUGCGAUUGAGGGAGACGGAACGGGCGAGCGAGAUUGGUUUACGCGGGAUGAUUGGAGGUGGUGGUUAUGGCGGCGCGUCGUCGUCGUCCGCGUGGUCGAAAAGGAAGCGAAGGGGAGUCGUCCAGAAGUCGUCUUCGUUCUCGGGAACCACCGUGUUCACAUCCGAGAAAAAGGAUAAAAAGACGACGAAAACAACAAAGACGUUGCAAUAUUUUUCGUUGCGCGAUGUGCCGAGCGAAAACGAGGCGAUGUUUCGAGACGAACGGAUUCGAGAGUCGAAAAAAACGAUCGAUGGAUCAAUAAUUGCAGCGCACGUGGAGCAAAGGUUCUCCGGGGGCGAUGCGUUCUUUCAAGAGGCGUUUAGAGAGUACGAGAGAGUGGAAAAAGUGAAAACGGCGAGAGUUUCCGCGAGCAACGACAAGAGCGCAAUCGAUGAUGAUGUGGGGACGGUAUCUGUCACCAGUGAUGGUGGUACUGUUCUAACUCCUCAACGCAUGCAAUCUAUGUUUCCAGAACAUUUAUCCUUCCGAACCGUAUUCGUUGUGCGGGAUCCCAGAGAUGUUAUCACGUCCUCGUACCUCUCGAUAAUCUCAACGCUGGAGGAAUGGGCGCGGACGAAACGAGACGAUUUGGACGGUUCAAGCUUCCAAUCCGUGAUGCGAAACAAUUUAAACGCUGAAAUUGCAUUGGAUGUGGAAAUUGUGCGGUUCAUGAGCGCGAGCGUGGACGUACCAUUCUUUACCGGUCUCGAGAACGCUGUGGCUGCUGAGAUUGAAAAAUCAAACGGGGCGUACGCCAACGCGAUACUCUCUUUCGCCGAAGCUAUGCUCGACGCAAACGAUCAAACGGCAAAGAAUUCCAUCAUCUUUGUUAAAUAUUCCGAGCUUCUUUCUGCCAACGUGACUGGAUUCCGCAAACUCUCCGAGUUUCUUCGAGGAGACUACUCUCUAGAACAGAGCUUUGUCGCGGCCUCCGCCUCGCUCCGAAAGAGAGCGGAAACCGAACCUUUCCUCAUCGCCUCUCUCGUCUCCAAAAACGACGACACGAUCUAUCGUCACAAAAAAGACAUCAUCACCAAAGAGCAAGAAAUUAUCACUCCACCAUCGAUCUACAAAGCGCACAUGACGGCGCGAAAUCAGGAGCAUUUUUUCUUACUCGGAAAACCUCUUUUGAGUUUCCUCGCCAUCGACGAAGACGACGACGAAAACGAAGACGACGACGAAAACCUCUUCGCCGAUUUCGACGCCGUCGACGGUGCCGUGCUCAACCCUUGGUAA